Lathyrus sativus (Indian pea) is the source of this 234-nucleotide messenger RNA. The record is from the annotation of a GenBank genome assembly. NCBI's taxonomy places the organism in Eukaryota, Viridiplantae, Streptophyta, Magnoliopsida, Fabales, Fabaceae.
AUGUCUGUUAUUGUAAACGGAGAGACUACAAAAGAUUUUAAAGAGACAAGGGGGUUAAGACAAGGUGACCCCUUGUCUCCUUUCUUGUUUGCAAUUGUGGCAGAGAGUUUAGCUUUCUUAGUUCGUAGGGUUGCAAUACAAGGGUUGUUUCAUAGAUUCAGACUGAAUGAGGUUGAAGAUAUCAGUCUUGUCCAAUUUGUCGACAACACCGUCCUCAUUUGUGAAGCUGAUUGA